Acaulospora morrowiae is the source of this 396-nucleotide messenger RNA. NCBI's taxonomy places the organism in Eukaryota, Fungi, Glomeromycota, Glomeromycetes, Diversisporales, Acaulosporaceae. The record is from the annotation of a GenBank genome assembly.
AUGAUCAAUCACUCAAAUAUACUCCCGCCUCCGACUCUAACUUCUAUUCCGAUAGAACUCUACUCUUCAAUCUUUUCUUACCUUCCGCUUCAUGACCUACAUUUUCACCUUGCAAACACAUGUAAGCUCUUUCACACGCUCAUACCUCAAUAUAUUCUCUCCGCACUUCACAAAAAUCUAUCAAACCAUCCAAGUCUUGUGAAAUAUAAUUCCAAGGUGACGGUGGAAAAGAACAGAUUGUUAAUAACAUUAGUAGCAAAGAAGGAGCCUUUCGAGGUUUAUCCUUGGAGUAUAAAUAUGGCAUUGUGCAAAGAGGUAAAUAAGGUAAUAAGAAAGAUUGUUAAGGUGGUGGAGCAUAAGGAAAGAGGAAUGAAGUUGACCUGGCUCAGUUGUUGA